Messenger RNA from Brettanomyces nanus, 1671 nucleotides. RefSeq lists its product as uncharacterized. NCBI's taxonomy places the organism in Eukaryota, Fungi, Ascomycota, Pichiomycetes, Pichiales, Pichiaceae. Bases 1 to 1671 code for a protein of 556 amino acids. The transcript has a single exon. The record is from RefSeq and is a predicted model, not a curated record.
AUGGCUGGUGUUAAGACAUUUAAGAUGUUUGGAAGUGAUCUUCAGUUGAGCAAGAUCGAGACGGAUGAUAAUUCCAGUACGAAGAUGGCAGAAGAGGUGGUUGAAGCGCAUGAUGGUAGUCAUGGAUUACAGAACGAUUUGGAUGAAAUGGUUCGAAAUCGAUCCAAGUUGAUGGGUGAUUUGAAGAUUGAUCAGGCCAGUUAUCAGAGGGCGGUUGACUCUAUCUGUGGUGAAGAAGACGGUGAAGACGGUGAAGACGGUCGAACGGCGUCGCCGUCUGCGUCGACAUCGCAGGUGCCGCUCCGGGUGCCGCCCCAGGUGCCGUCUGCACCUUCAUCUACAUCACCAUCCACAUCCACCUCACCAUCUACGUCUCUCCUAUUCAAUACGUCAACUGCAGCGAAUGCAAAGGCACAUCUAGCACGAAUGAUGAUGGAGAGUUACUACAACUCUCUAGAAAGAUAUCAAAAUAAGAUUCACAACGAUAAGGACGGAAAUCCUUCCUAUCCUGGCGUUGAGGGUGUUUUCAAUCCUCUGCAAAUCAUCAGAAAUCGGAGAAUCAGAAAAAAGCAAGGAAUAUCUCUACGUAAAGGUGAUUUGGCCCGAAUCAAGCUACCCUCACAGAUGUUUAGUCGACACAAGAAGCCUCGAUUGAUCUGGCAAAUCAAUUCAUAUGAAUAUUCAGGUGAUAUUGAUUGGCGAGACAGUCAUUGGGGUCAACUGGUCGACUCCAAUGGUGAAUUAUGGUUUCCCGAGACUCCUAAAGGUGGUAAAAAUCUAUAUUCGGGAUUUGAUGGUGAAUCGCCGGAAGAUGAUGAUCUCGAACGCAAAGGAUCUGUUCCUAGAACAAGUGAAAGCUCUGCCUCCAUGGCGCGUCAUGAGCAAUAUAUAAAGGCUCCUGCUGCUAUUGCUCCAUUGGCAGCUUCUCCUUCAUCUGUCAGAGCCCAUCUAUGGAGUAUUGGAAGUGAUCAUUCUUCCACUCUUUUUCCACCGCAUCACUUACAGGGCCUAUCACAAUCUCAGAGUGCUGAUAGUGCUCCUGGUGCCCGACUCGAUCCGUCCGCUACUCCACCUGUAUCCAGUAAAUCUUCGUCACCUUACAGUCUAAGUAACAAUAGCUCUAUGCUUCAAGUAUCAGCAAUCACUUACUCGACUCCGGAAGAACAAGUGCAGUCAAUCAAUCGUCUCAAAUACAAGCUUAGACUCUCAAGAUUGAAGAUAGAUAACGCGGAAUGUGAUUUUGGCUCCAUAAUCUCUGAUAAUACCCAAGCUUUCAACUCCAAAUUAGAAGAAUUCGAACGAUGUCAGGUGGAAAAUGAAUGCCAGUCUAGAAAACUUGGUGAUAAGAUCGAAGAAAUCGAUGCUGCCAUAGAAAAGUUGUCUGUAUUCAACAAUCAGAAAUCCACUCAAAUUGAAGAGUCUUUGGGCUACUGCGAUCGAACGAAUGGUGUCAUCAAUACCUCAGUUACUCUGAAGAUAAGGGAUUUGGGUGAGAGAAUUGAUAGACUUUCGGCUAAUCACAAUAAUACACUAAUGAAUCUAUUCUACAAUCUAGUAGAGUGUGGUAUAGUGUUUUUGCUUUGGUGUAUAUGGAUGAUUGUAGAAGUGUGGAGGUUUGCUAGAGGAAUAGUAAAAUUCCUCAUCAAAUUUUUGGCAUGGAUAGUUCUUUAG